AUGGAGGGCCAUGAUCCAAAGGAACCAGAGCAGCUGAGAAAGCUGUUUAUUGGUGGUCUGAGCUUUGAAACCACAGAUGAUAGCUUAAGAGAACAUUUUGAGAAACGGGGCACACUUACAGACUGUGUGGUAAUGAGAGAUCCUCAAACAAAACAUUCCAGAGGCUUUGGUUUUGUGACUUCCUCUUGUGUCGAAGAGGUGGAUGCUGCAAUGUGUGCUCGUCCACACAAGGUUGAUGGACGUGUGGUGGAACCAAAGAGAGCUGUUUCUAGAGAGGAUUCUGUAAAGCCUGGUGCCCAUUUAAUGGUGAAGAAGAUUUUUGUUGGUGGUAUUAAAGAGGAUACAGAAGAAUAUAAUCUGAGAGACUACUUUGAAAAGUAUGGCAAGACUGAAACCAUAGAAGGAAGACAGGCAGAGUGGGAAAAGAGAGGAUUUGCUUUUGUAACUUUUGAUGAUCAGGAUACAGUUGAUAAAAUUGUUGUUCAGAAACACCACACUAUUAAUGGGCAUAAUUGUGAAGUGAAAAGGGCCCUUUCUAAACAAGAGAUGCCGUGUGCUGGAUCACAGAGAGGACGUGGAGGGGGAUCUAGCAACUUUAUGGGACGUGGAGGAAACUUUGGUGGAAGAGAAGGCUAUGGUGGUGGAGGCGGAGGCAGCAGAGGCAGUUAUGGAGGUAGUGGUGAUAGAUAUCAUGGAUUUGGAGGUGAUGGUAACUAUAGUGGUGGUGGGAACUAUAAUGACUUUGGAAAUUAUAGUGGACAGCAGCAAUCUAAUUAUGGACCCAUGAUGGGGGCAGUUUGGGUGGAAGAAGCUCAGGCAGUCCCUGUGGUGGUGGCUAUGGAUCUGGAGGUGUAA
Rattus norvegicus (Norway rat) is the source of this 855-nucleotide messenger RNA. NCBI's taxonomy places the organism in Eukaryota, Metazoa, Chordata, Mammalia, Rodentia, Muridae. The record is from RefSeq and is a predicted model, not a curated record.